Rubroshorea leprosula is the source of this 2084-nucleotide messenger RNA. The record is from the annotation of a GenBank genome assembly. NCBI's taxonomy places the organism in Eukaryota, Viridiplantae, Streptophyta, Magnoliopsida, Malvales, Dipterocarpaceae.
GGAGCGAAAAAAAAUCUCAAUUUCCAAAAAAAGAGAAAAAAAAAAAAGAAAACGCUCACACACACGCACAAAUGGUUCACAAUCAGAUGAUGAACUCGGGGAAGAGGGCGGCGCUGAAGUCAGAACUGGAUGAGGAUGACUCCCUUCUUGAAUUCGCUCCGCUUCACAAAAGGUCCACACUUGAUCAUACUUCACAGGAGGGCAAUCUUGAUGAAGCUCUUCCAAAUCCAAUUCCACCUUCACUCUAUAACCCACUUGAUGAGCCGAGUCCGCUAGGCUUAAGCCUGAAAAAGAGUCCAUCUUUCUUGGAUUUGAUCCAAAUGAGACUUUCCCAAGAAAAUGCUAGUACAUUUAAGAGGAAGGGUGGGAAGGGAAAUGGGGUUUCAAGUAACCCAGAUAAGCUCAAGGCUUCCAAUUUCCCUGCUUCACUGUUGAAAAUUGGUUCUUGGGAGUAUAAAUCGAGGUAUGAAGGGGAUUUAGUGGCAAAAUGCUACUUUGCAAAGCACAAGCUCGUGUGGGAAGUGCUUGAUGGUGAGCUCAAAAAUAAGAUUGAAAUUCAAUGGUCGGAUAUUGUAGCUAUUAAGGCAAACUAUGCAGAUGAUGGACCGGGGACCUUAGAUGUCGUGCUGGCAAGACAACCCCUUUUCUUUCGAGAGACUAAUCCACAACCUAGGAAGCACACCUUGUGGCAAGCUACAGCAGAUUUCACUGGUGGACAAGCAAGCAUACACAGGCAACACUACCUCCAGUGUCCACAAGAUUUGUUAGGCAAGCAUUUUGAAAAGCUUAUUCAAUGUGAUCCUCGCCUCAAUUGUCUGAGCCAACAGCCAGAAAUUGUGUUAGAAUCUCCAUAUUUUGAACCUGGAGUCUCUGCCUACAAUGACCCUAACAAUGGGAUUGCUUUAAGAAGUGACAGUGGACCAACUAUCUUUGGUGUACAGGUGACAGGAUCUCCAUCUGCAAGUCAAUCUUCUCAAUGCAUUAAUGAACAAGAUUUUGUCAGUAGAACUCCAGAAAAUCUUUACCAGCAAACUCCAUCACCAUGUUCAGUAAUGGAUACUCAUGCAAUUGAAGAAAUCAGGAGCACUAGAACCACAGGUCCCAAAUCACUCAGCCAAUGGGAUCUCAGUAGAUUUCCUGGGCUGCGUCCAUCUAUGUCAAUGUCUGAUCUAGUGAAUCAUAUUGGACAUUGCAUUUCUGAGCAGAUAACAUCCAACAAUCCCAUCUUUUCCAUUGAUGACCAACAAGGCAAAGACAUUUUGGAAGAGAUCACCCAAUACUUGCUCAGUGAUUCUCAGCAAACAUCUGCCUCUGUUGACCAGUCUCUCAUGUCAAGGGUCAAUUCGUUAUGUUGCCUUCUGCAGAAUCCGUCUGACAUGGCACCUAACUUGCAGGCCAAGGAUGAUGCUGUUAAUGUACAAGGUGAUGGUAAAAUAGGUGAAAGUAGCUUAGUUUCUGCAUCAGCAGGCAGGAGUAACGUAACAGAGGGUUUUCCUGUUUCUGUUGAUGAGUCUGGUGAUAGUUCUAGUUGCAAGCAGCCACAGUCAAUGCUAAGGAAGGACUCUGUUAGUGAUCUUCUUCUUCUUAACCUUCCAAGGAUAGCAUCUCUCCCACAGUUCUUGUUCAACAUCCCUGAAGACAAUGACAAUCAGGCUCGAAGAUGAUGAACUUAUCUGAUCUUUGUGGUGAAAAGCUAGAACCCCAAGUUAUUUUCUGCUUGGCACCUGAUAAAAUUUUCUAUCUUGGGGAUUCAGAGAGUUACAUGGAUGAAGAAUUCCUCACUUGCACGCACCAGAACCGUUGUUUGCUUGUUCACUUUAUUAUCUCUUUGUAAAUAUGUCUAUGUCGACGGAUGGACGCUUUUGCACCCGUGUUUGUAGAAUAUUUUCUGUUCUCUUUCAAGGUGGAAAAAAUUCAUUUCCUUUUGUGUCCAUUCCAUGGCUUGAAAUCUACCUAGCAUAGAAAGAGGACUGGUUGGUGCUCAGAUUCUAGCAGAUUUCAGGCUCAAUACAUUCUUGACAUGAAAAUUGAAACAACUUAAGAGAUUCCAAGAAGACAUCAACAAAUAACCGUAUUAUUUACUA